Annulohypoxylon maeteangense is the source of this 1469-nucleotide messenger RNA. RefSeq names its product NGG1p interacting factor 3. Gene Ontology annotation, cellular component: mitochondrion; cytoplasm. The coding region runs from base 50 to 1189 and encodes 379 amino acids. NCBI's taxonomy places the organism in Eukaryota, Fungi, Ascomycota, Sordariomycetes, Xylariales, Hypoxylaceae. The transcript is spliced from 4 exons. The record is from RefSeq and is a predicted model, not a curated record.
GGUGAAUGCCAAGUGACGUAUUUAGAAGAGACGGUAGGCUCCGAAUACGAUGGUCUUCUAUCGACAGCCUAAUAGUCUUAAGAUUUUACCGAAGCACAUCUCACUCUGCUCGCCUUCUCGUACCUAUACUUAUAAUAUAAAGGGAGCAAAGUCGAUAUCUAACUUCACAAACAUUGGUGGAAGUUAUAACCUUGUACUGCGAGGGCAAACACAGAGCUUCAAGGCUCGUCGCACGUUCAUACUACAGGAGCGUGGCUUUAGCACAUCUAAAAUCAUGGCGGCACCACCCCCAACCUCUCUGACUGAUGCGGUGGUUACGGCGAUGAAAAUACUCUUCCCGGAAGAGCUCGCGGAUAGCGCAUGGGAUAAUACGGGAUUACUACUUGGACAAGCGCCGUCGCCGCCGUCGGCGAAAAUUGAAAAGGAGGUUGGUGGCACAGUUCUUCUAACGAAUGACCUGACGUCGGCUGUUGUCGAUGAGGCUCUGAAAGAGCGCGCUAAUAUGAUCGUUUGCUACCACCCGGUCAUCUUCAGACCCCUGAAAUCUCUUACUACUAAAGACCCAAUGCAAACUCUCCUGUUGCGCCUAAUUGCCGAGAGAAUUUCGGUCUACUGUCCCCACACGGCUAUGGAUGCGGCCAGUGGAGGGUUGAAUGACUGGCUUUGUGACAUUCUUCUAGACGGAGAACAUCAGGCCAAGCGUACGGUAGUUCAGCCUAUCUCCCGACCGCUACCUGAAGGACAUGAAUAUACCGGAUAUGGACGAACGGUCGAACUAGGCCGGCCCAUCAACCUGCAAACUCUCCUAAAACGUCUCUCUGCAGGCAUAGGCAACCAGCGUUACAUAAUGGUAGCCCUACCGCCAUCCCUGAAGGGUCUCACCAGCACGCAAGAAAUCUCCAAGGUGGCCGUCUGUGCGGGCUCUGGCGCAGAUGUGCUGAAGGAUACCGAUGCGCAGGUCCUGGUCACGGGCGAGAUGGCCCAUCAUUACGCGCUUAGACACACGCAGCUCGGCCAAAUUGUGGUGACCGUGUUCCACAGCAACUCCGAACGGAAGUACCUAGAGACGAGACUGAAACCGAUGCUCGAAGUUGAAUUGGAGACCACGGCGUUUGGAAAUACUCGCAUCAUCGUCAGUAAGGCGGACCGCGACCCGUAUGAAGUGAUUGACGUUAGGGAUUUGGCUUAGAGUUUUGGGCCGGGACCUGCCGAGUGCAUCGAUAUUGUGGUAAUUGAGAUGACAAUCAUGUAACGCUGGUGAAGAUUUACUCAAUUUGCCGAGAUAAUCCAGGGGAUGGCGAUGGGAGACCACGGGCCUUGAUGAUUGGGGUAUCACCAGCUGCACCAGUUAUGAAUAUCCAAUAAUCACGAAUCGUUCCCAUUCACGUCUCGCCAGUUUCCUUUACUCGGCUCGCCUUUGAGAGCUGCAUCGCCAUCCUCUAUGCACGCAUCGACGUCAAUGCCACCGA